Messenger RNA from Trametes versicolor FP-101664 SS1, 2742 nucleotides. RefSeq lists its product as uncharacterized. The coding region runs from base 1 to 1569 and encodes 522 amino acids. Lineage: Eukaryota; Fungi; Basidiomycota; Agaricomycetes; Polyporales; Polyporaceae. Gene Ontology annotation, molecular function: protein binding. The transcript is spliced from 5 exons. The record is from RefSeq and is a predicted model, not a curated record.
AUGACGAGGAGUGACUCUGGCAACGACCAUGUCAUCGCAUGCGCAUAUCGCGCCUCUCGUCUGCCCCCAGAGCUCUGGGAUCUCGUCUUGAAGGACUUGCCGAGCACCGACCAACGAAGCUGUCUGUUUGUCUCACGAUUAUUCUGUGAUCUCGCUCGCCCUCUUCUCUUCUCGCGGCUCACCAUCCACUUCGGCUUGUGGACGGCACACAACAAUCGCAAUUAUCCCGCCAGCGAGGCCCGCAUCAUCGAACGACACGACCUCAGGAACGCUGAGCUGUUUCAGCACAUCACGCAUGACGCUCAUUUCGCGUCAAUAGUCAAGGAGAUUGACGUCCGUGCCCAUGAACGGCGCAAAUGGAGCGAUAUCGGAAAUUUGCUCGGUGCGCUCCAAGCGCUUCCACACCUUCGGUCAUUUCGGUGGUACGGCCUCUCGCCGCCCUUUACUAUCUCAAUCCUAGACACGCUAGCCAGGACAUGUGGUCCAACGCUCAUCGAGCUACUCGUUUCGGUCCCAGUCGAUGCGUACGAGGGCGCAUUGCUGUCGUCAUACCGUCCAGAGUUCGUGCGUCUCCAAAGUCUCACCCUAAGAGGCUCAAGCCGCCAGUUUCCCCGGCACAUCAUCCCCGAAAUCGAACGGAAGAUCAAAGCCUGCGUCGUACGGGCGCCAGCCACACUCCGCCGCCUCUCCGUAUCCGUCUAUUCCCUUCUAGACGCCCCGCUACACAUGCUCUCUGGACUGCACACGCUCUCCCUCAAGCAACCGCGCAGCCUCGCCACACUUGGCACCGUCCUCCGUCACUGUGUCCAGUUGCGCACCCUCGACAUAGUAACCGGGAGCGAGCACUGCGAGGACCAGGUGCUAUCCGCGCUCGACGCCAAUCCAGAUGCGCUCCCGCACCUCACGUCGUUCAAGCUCCUCUGCGUGGACGAUGCGUUCGUCGCCGACCACGAGCCGUUCCUCGCGCUCUUCCAGAACAGACCGGGGAUGCGGCGGCUCGACCUGCGCUUCGACAUCCCGUUUGACGAUGUGGACGAGUACACGGAGUUUCUCGACAUAUUUGCGGGGCUGCCGCAGCUAGAGGUGGCCGGGCUCAUGCUCAGGGGAAAGGACUUCACAGACGAGCACCUGCGCAUACUAGAUGAACGUCUCCCCCGCGGACUUUCUGCGUUGCUCUUGCGCUGGGAAUUCGUCGGUCCCAACACUGUGCCCCAGUCAGACUGGAUCACUAUGCUCAAGGGUCGGCCGUCGCUGGGAUAUUUACACAUCCUCGACUCUAUGUGCGGUCUCGACCUGUGCACGCAAUUGCUGGAGGACCGCCCGCCGGCGCUCGAGCUCGUCGGGUACGGCUCCUGCGUAGGUCGGAUCGAGCGUGGAACCGACGGUACAGCGACCUACGGGCCACUGUGGGACCAUGCAAAGCUCAUCUUCCGGACGGCAGAGGACUUCGGGCAAGGGCGUGAGGACUGGGAGUGGCUUCUGCGGGGCCACGACUGGGAGGGGCUGCAUUGCUUGGAGCCGUAUGAUGUGUACAAGGAAUGCGUGCGCCACGCUGCUCAAGCUUGCUAGGCCGGGGAGGUGCCGAAUUCUCUAUGUGUCACGUCCGGCUUCUCAACUUGUCGAUCUCCACGUAAGUUACUCCAGUCCUUUCCACCACCCUUCCCCGCCCUCAACCCGUUCGACCCACUGCUCUUCAAGUACCUUCGCAUGCUGCACGUACGGAACUGUAUCUGGCCUUCUGAGCAGCGUAGCCUGGACGUCGACCUCCGGAUGCUGACAUUCAUGGACGAUAUCGCUCAGGCCGGUCCCCACGACCGCCUGCCCCAACGCAAAGUUUCCGCAUUUGCGGCCUCGAGGCAUCUCCGCCGGCUCCAUGAGGAGGCAGCGUACGCUGGGAUAUGUUCGAGGCAACUUGGGGCGCGGCAGGGGAGCGGCGGGGGGUGUCGGGACCACGGUACCAAGGAGCAUGAUGCUGAGCUGCACGUGCACCCCGAUCGCUUCUGCGAGCUGCUGGACAUGGUGCCGGUUUUCUAUGCGGGAUAGACGGAGAUGCGUGACGCGGGGCGCGAGCGCGGACCAUGAGGAUAGGUGGAGGUCGUGGCCCCCGGCGCGGCGGGGACUCGGACUGAGGUGGAGGUGUGUCGCGCGAGGGAAGACGCUGGCGGGCCACGGCUUUGCGUCGGGGCGUAGGAAAUGGGUAGGCCCUGGCAGACCAAUGAAGGCCACUUCGCGCAGGAGCGGAAAUGUGUGCUCGAGGAUGGGGUAUUGGAGGUCGUCCUGAGAGGCGUGAGGUACCGCGUGAAGAACCAGAGACCACAGGUCCGGCGCGACGAGUCGGACGAGCUCUUGUACGGCGCGUUCUCGGGAGAGGGUCGGAGGCGGAACUAGGGUAGAGUGAUUUGGUGACUGGCCAGCUUCUUGACCCGUUGGACACGGCUGCGGUUCAUUCCGCAAGGCAAGCAGGGUUUGUGUGACCCAAGGGGGGAUGUACGGGACACUAGCCAGAGUCAGAUAUAGGUGACGGACGCGGGGUCUCUCGCUCCCUCCACUGUUGCAUUCGCGCUCGAAGAACGCAACGAACUCCGGGAAAUUCUUGCCGUCGGCGGAGACACGGAGGAUGUGGAAGCGAGCCCGGCGCACCGCAGCACGUAUCUGCUUGGAAGUGAGCGAGAGGGCGUUUCCUGUGAACCCGCCGUCGGUGCAAGCGUGCUCAAAUAUCUGUUGCAGCGUCUCUACCGGAAG